GACAGAAAAGAGAGAUUAACGUUAAAUAAUGGCAUUAUGAACAAAAGCAUUGUAAUCCUAGUGUUAAACUUUAACGGUUCCGGCAUAAAUUAACAGUUACGGCCUGUAUAAACCAGCCUUUAGGGUUAAAACGUAUUUUCUAUUCUGUUUCGUUAAAACUUGCGUUAUUAUUAAUUACAAUAUGUGAAAAGAAACAUAUAAAUUUUUCUUGUCGAGAAAUUUAUAUAUAUGCCGUCUCAUAAAUAAUAAUACAUAAAGUAAUCGCAAUAUGAGGGUAAUAUUUAGCAAGUAUAUAGGAAAGUUUAUGUUUUUACAUAAAUUAUGUGUUGUUACCACACCGCAUAAACAUAGGAAUCUUUGAGAGCAUAUUGGAGCAUUUUCGCAAUCGAUACACGAUUUUUAUAUCAGGAUUGGCCGAUAAAAAUAAAAGAGCGAUAAAUAAGAAAUGUUACGAGAUUAUGAAUUCUUUGUUCGCUUGUGCGAGAAACGUAGAAUUUUCUCGAUUCCUGAAAUUUCGGAUGCGAUUAAAGUUAGCAGUAUCACCGGGGAGUUACGAUUGUCUUGCCUAUCAAUAAUAAUACCAGUUUGCAAGAUUAUAGCGCAGACAUUAGUAUCCAGCUCUAAGAUCAAAACACUUGAUAUAAGUGACUGCAUGUUGCUACCUAAGGGUCUUGACAGUAUCCUGAAUGCAUUCUGCGAGGGCACUGCUGUAACAACUCUAAAGUUAAAGGGCAAUAAUGUGAAUGGGCCUUCCGUUGCCCAGUUAGGACGGGUUCUUGCAUACAACAACACGCUCAAACAAUUACAUAUAGAAUGGAAUAGCAUAGGAUUGCAUAUAGAUUCAUUUGCUUCUUUCUGCGAUGGUUUAACUAGAAAUCACAACAUUGAGCAACUUGAUCUUAGAAAUAUACAAGCCAUGCAGAAAACCAACCAAGUAAAGCAUAAAAAACGACAAUCAAUGAUAUUGAUCUCAUGCAGAUACAAUCAAAUAUCGUCACACUGUGCUGAACAUCUUUGUAAAAUGAUACAUCGGAACAAGGUAUUGAAAAGCAUCGACUUGUCCUGGAAUAUAUUAGGCUUGCAAGGCGGACGGCUGUUAUUAAAAGCAAUAUGUGAGAACAAGAUUAUUACCAAUCUUGUUCUAUAUGGAAACUCUAUACCCGAGGACAUCACGCUCGCAAUUAAAAAACAGCUACGAGAAAAUCGUCAUAGAUAUUCCAUCACCGAAAUUGCUUUAUCUGUCGACGCAAAAUUCAUGAAAUUUCCGAUGGGGACGAUGGGAAAGGACUUUAUAAUGUCAAUGUCAACCGGCGAUCUUGAAAUUGCUCAUUCAGAACAAAAGCAUUUAAUAUCAUAUCAAAAAGAAAAAAUCAAGACUGAAAUUCUACAAGCAUCUGCAGAUGUGAAGAUUAACGAUCGAAUUAAUCCUUCAGAAAUAAACUCGAAAAUAAAUACAGAAUUGGAGGACAAUAACAACAAUUCAAACGCAUGCGUAAAUAUUUCCUCGAGAGAUCACGAUAACAACAGGACAAUCGAGACAGAUGCCAAGAUUGCCGAUCUCGGUAAAAUGCUACAGGAACGUACCGCAAUAAUUGAUCUGCUGAACGGUGAGCUCACGAUAAAAAUCGCAGAGGUGGAUGAUAUGCGGGCACAGUUAAACUUGCUGCAGACUGAGAUUAAUCAAUUGCAGGAGGAGAAGGAGAAGUUUGAUUUGGAUAAAGCGAAGGAAAUUGCCGAAUUACGGAAGAGUCAUGAUGAAGCGAAGAAAAACUGGCAGAAGAGUUACGAGGAUUUGAAGAACGAUUAUAAUGAACGUUCGCAAUACAAAAAAGAGGCAAAUUCUAAGAUUCGACAAUAUGAAAGAGAAAUUCACAAAAGCAUGUUGAAGAUUAGCUUACAAAGAGAUAAACUCGUGUCUACUACGCGAGCGUACGAAAAUCUGCUAUCGAGGAACAAGAUUGAGAUGCAUCAUCUGAGAAGAGAAUCCAAAGAGCGUGAUAAUAAACACAGAACCGAACUGAAUAUUCUAAAAAACACGCUAAAAGAGAUUAUGCAAGCUUUCAAAGUUUGCCAGACCAAAUUACAUAAAAGCAGAGGAGAGUCGCACGACUUGUGCGAAAAACAAGGCCUUUUAAAGAGUAAAUUAGACGACGCAGAACAGAAAAUAUUGAGGUUGCUUGAUAAUAUAAUUUUUAUUUCAUUUUAAUCUCUUAAACAUAUAAAAAUAUAAAAA
This is a messenger RNA of Formica exsecta, 2233 nucleotides long. Its product is annotated as leucine-rich repeat-containing protein 45-like. Bases 446 to 2206 code for a protein of 586 amino acids. The record is from RefSeq and is a predicted model, not a curated record. Lineage: Eukaryota; Metazoa; Arthropoda; Insecta; Hymenoptera; Formicidae. The transcript has 5 exons. Gene Ontology annotation, cellular component: centrosome. Gene Ontology annotation, molecular function: protein binding.